Panicum virgatum (switchgrass) is the source of this 2238-nucleotide messenger RNA. Its product is annotated as nucleolin-like. The coding region runs from base 465 to 1400 and encodes 311 amino acids. The record is from RefSeq and is a predicted model, not a curated record. Lineage: Eukaryota; Viridiplantae; Streptophyta; Magnoliopsida; Poales; Poaceae. The transcript is spliced from 5 exons.
GACUGCUCGCGAGUCGCCUACUAGGUUUUGGGGGCGGCGGCCGGCGACACUGCGGCAGGCCGGCAGCGCUGCUCCGAGCUGCUGGCGUCGCAGGCACGCAGGAACACAGCGCUGGAGGCUGCAGCGCGCGCACAACGCGGAGCCGGCCUGCCGGGAGUACGCGGGCGGCGGGCGUCUGCGGAGGGCACGGCCGCACGGAGGCCGGAGCUGCGUGCUGCGACCAGCGAGCACCGCGGCACCGCCGGAGGCCGGAGCGCGUCCUGCCACUGCACGGUGCCAAGGUGCAAGCUUCGUCGGAGCCACACUGCCACACAGCCACGGAGGCAAGAUUCGCCACUGGCAACGACCCAACGGGGACUGAGGUGGCCACCACAGCGCCGACCACCCGCCGCCAUCAUAACUCGCCUGCUAACUCCUGAAGCCGUCGGGGAACCUAGUAGCGGUGUCAGGACCCCCUCGUAUCCAUGGAUCGCCGCUUCGUCACGCGCCACUUCCUCCCGCACCUGCGCCUGCAGGCGCCGCGGCCCCUGCCUGUUCCACCACCGGCUCUGGGCAUGAUUACGCGCUGUGUCGGCCCGUCGUCUUCUCUGGUUCUGGCGCACCAAGGAACACGAUACUUUGCCGAUGAUCGCUCACACUACGAUCUGUUUGGUAAAAGAAGACCAGGGGAUGAAGAGUUCAGAAAAGCUUGGCAAGAGGAUGUUGAUGAAGAGGACUGCUUGUGGACAGGUAGUGAAGAUGAUGAUGAGGAGGAGGAAGAGAGUGAUACAAAAUUAGGGAGGGAAAUUAAGAAAGUAAAGAGGCAAGCCAAGGAAAAUGCAAAUCUUAUUGAUGCUGAUGACAGUGAUGAGUUAAGAAGCAUAUGCCCUGAGAGUGAUGAAGAUGAUAUGACUCUUUGGAGUGGCAGUGAAGACGAUGACGACGAUGAUAUUCCCUCUGAGGCGCAUCCCAGUGAACGCAGCGAUUCAUAUAUUGAUAAGGUGUUUGAAUUUGAUGAGUCACCAAAGUACCGCACAAUUUCAGAGCUGUUGAAAGCGGAGAAUGAACCACCAGAGCUAUCUCCAGGAAAGCAAGCUAGAAAACUUGCUGUAGAAAAUGCUCUUAAGAAGUUGAAGCAAGGCCCUGAUGGACGCUACAUUAAUGUAUUUGAUGUUGUCACUGAUAUAGAUAUCCUUAUUGGAGCAUUUGAGAAUAUUGUUUCAGGACCAGAAUAUGCAGAGCUGCGGGAGGGUGGACCAAAAAAGCUCAAUAUACAGUUCUUUAAGGAUAUACAAGCACGCAUGAGGGACCCAAAUUUCAAGUUUUCUCCAGAGUUGAAGUUAAAACCAAAGAGUAAGUUAGUGUCUAGGAAAAAGUGGCAGAAAGCAAAAGCAAGGAAGAGAAAAAAUGACAGGCGUUGAGCUGACAUCGUACAUUGAAGAUCAAAGGAAAGGAAGCUUCUUGCUGGAUCAUGCAGGUGAGCAUGCUCGUGCUCAACUUGUAGUUAAUCUUUACUUUAUUAUCCAUCUCUCCUCAAUUAUAGCUCUGCUCUUAUUUAAUUGCUGCCGAACAGAAUUAUUAGAUUCGCUGGGCUAGUUUCUUAUCUAGAAGCAUUGGUGACUGAUCAAUAUUAAAGUUCCUGAACCUGUUGCUACUGCUGAAAUGCUAUUAGUCGAUCUGAAAAGCAUCCACUUCUGAAGUUAAAAGCAUCCACUGCUGAAGUUUCCCUUUGAGUAUUGUAGUUGACUGGCUCCACAACCUAAUGAUCUAUUGUAAGCUUUCAGACUUCUUCCAUUGGCAACAUAAAGUUUCAUCUUCCACUUUUACUCACAUAAAGCUAAACCAAAAAAUAUGCAAUAAGACAGCGAACAUACUGCGUACAGCAAGGAUUCAUCUAUGGUUUUUAAUUGACAAAAAGGCAAGGUACUUUGAACCCAGGGGAUAUGUUUAUUCGUGAUGAACAAGCCAUGCUUUCUUCAAAAUAAGGUAAGUACCCCUGAAACUGCAAAUCAUUCUUUUAUGUUUAUUAAUAUACAACUUAGUUGCAAACAUCACCCAAAUACCAAAGCUCUGAAUCAAAAGGCUGGCAUUCCAGAAAAGAAUCUCAUCACCUCUCCCAAUGGUUCUCUGCUCGCUUGUUCAUCUCGCAGGGGCCAAGUUUUCUUGGUAGUUGCAAGCACCAUUUCACUGUGCUUCACACCUGCAGGUCAAAAAGUCAUGAUGCCCCUGCUCUGGGCUUGCCGUCACAGAGCUCCCUCU